Molecule: messenger RNA, 1356 nt
Organism: Exophiala bonariae
Lineage: Eukaryota; Fungi; Ascomycota; Eurotiomycetes; Chaetothyriales; Herpotrichiellaceae
Exons: 1
Coding region: 1-1356 (451 amino acids)
Biological process (GO): regulation of DNA-templated transcription
Cellular component (GO): NuA4 histone acetyltransferase complex; nucleus
Source: RefSeq, a predicted model, not a curated record
AUGGCGGCAAACGAGGAUUGCGCAUCGGUGCUGGAACAAUUCAUUCACGAUGCUGCCAAUUUACCCGCUGAAAUAUGUCACAUGAUGGAAGAAAUCCAAGCCAAAGACAAGGAAAUGCAGAAACUGAUAUCUACCAUCGGCCAAAAGGACACCAAUAUACAGAAGCAUCUCAAACUGAAUGGUGUUCUAGCCCCUCAUCCCAAGGAGACAGAGUAUGCCGACCUGGUGAAAAGAAACUUUGAACAGUCAUUUUUGCUACAGAGCCAGAAAGCAAUUCUGAGUGAAAAGGCUUGCAAUUUACUCGAACGACAAGUGAAGAGGCUUGAUGUCAAGAUCCGUGAACUACAGAAUGAUGGUCAACUUGUCGAUGGUCCGCCUCUGCCAAGUGUGUUCGACCGGAAGCCCGAGGCACAAAAAUCGAUAAUCGACGCACCUGCAAGUCUCCCUCUACAAAACGCCUCUAUCAGUGCCCUGAAUGCAAGCGCACAUAGGCUGAAUGCUCAGAUGACGGGUGCAGCACCGCCAGCUCAACCGAGGCAAUUGCCACAGAUCGUCACAACAACAACAUCAGUUCAAAGAAGUUCUGCCCCAGCAACACCAGCCUCCGUUGUGCAACAGCAACGACAGCGCGAACGUGAGCAUUCCCUUGGGGCCGAUACCAAACGUCGCAAAUUGGGAAAUCCAUUGGCUGGGACUAACUUGCCCGCCCAACCGUCCAAUUUACGUCAGUCAUCCCUCGGUCCUGGUACGCCCAAAGCAAGCACUCCGACAGCUACGAGUCAAAGUCGAGCAGGCAGUAUACCCCGAACAACGGGUUCUCAGUCAAGCACGGUUCCAACGAAAAAGUCGGGCCUGUCGAAGAAGGUCAUAUCACAUCAACAAGUGAACAAGCUGAAACAAAAGAGUGCAAACAAGGGUCGACUUUCAGUGGGUCGCAAAAAAGGACAGUCACCAUCCGUACGUGGCAAUCGAGGAGGUACAGCUGCUUCAGAGGAUGCCGACUCGGUGCUUUCAUCUGCAGACGCAUCUGAGACAGAUGCCUCACAGUCUAGAGGGAGACGAAGAAACAAAAAGCAACCGGUGGAUGAGGCCGAAGUGGAAGUUGCCGAGGAUGAAGAUAUGGAAGACGAUGAGGCAGAAGACGAUAAGAAAUAUUGUUUCUGUAACCAGCGCAGCUAUGGUGAGAUGGUGGCGUGUGAGAACGACGACUGCCCGUUUCAAUGGUUCCACACUGGAUGUUUGAACAUGAAGAAAGUGCCAGACGAGGACGAAGACUGGUAUUGCCCUACGUGCCGGGAGAAGCCUGAAAUCAUUGCCAAAGUGCAGAUGAAGAAGAAACCAGCUGGACGCAAGUAA